Lactuca virosa is the source of this 360-nucleotide messenger RNA. Lineage: Eukaryota; Viridiplantae; Streptophyta; Magnoliopsida; Asterales; Asteraceae. The record is from the annotation of a GenBank genome assembly.
AUGCGACGGACGAAGGGCGUCAGUGGUGUUGAGAAAUCUCCAGGCAGCAGCGGUGAUGCGGUCAUAGGGAGAGAAAUGAGGAGAGGAGGAGGUGGUUCGAACCCACCGAGUACAACAGCAGCAACAACGGCGGAGAGGCGCCUGCUCGAGUCCCCAUCGGCAGUUACGUCUUCCACAGCAAUGGCAGCAAGCUUCGUCGGCAUCCAUGGAAGGAGGUGGUGGCGGAGACUGGAGGGCAAUCCACGAGCAACCGGCGACAUAAACGCAUGUAGCUUCGCUUUCCCGACAUUAGAAUGGACACGGGGUGGUUGCUCCGUUGAUUUGGGGAUCUCAACCGAGGUGGUGGCUGUCGGAAGUUAA